AUGUGCUUUGACCUUAUUUUUACCAAAGCUUUUUACGAUAGCUCAGAUGCCAAGGUAAAACAAGACAGUAGUCCGAAUUUUGCUAGCACAGACCCUGCUCAAGUCAAUUCCGCAGUAGAGCCAGCUUUUAGUUGUUCAUCAGUCUAUAUGAACAACUUCUCGUGGAGAUGACUCAUAGCCGGCACACCUUGUGGAUACCAAUACUCAUAUGUCGGUUGGGCUUUGGGUAAAUUUCCAAUCAACCCUCAGUUCAAGAAGUAA
Molecule: messenger RNA, 261 nt
Organism: Blepharisma stoltei
Lineage: Eukaryota; Ciliophora; Heterotrichea; Heterotrichida; Blepharismidae
Source: the annotation of a GenBank genome assembly